CUCGACCAGUCACUGACUUCCAAUUUUUUUCUUCCUGGCCGGAUCACACAUCUUGUUCGUGAUUCUAGCCAUCCUGCCCUACCCGCCCUGUAGGACUUGGAAGCCGAAUUGGGAGAAGGGAGCUCUAAAGGUGUUGCGCGCUGCCAACGAGUUUGGACUUGAGUUGUUUUCUAUAACUCGGACGCCCUUUCUUUGCUCAAUUUGUUUUCUCAAGCUCCCAAUCUCCCCUCCACCAUGCUCCGAACCAGACAAGCAAGCCGGGCCGUCAAGGCCUUGGCCCAGACUUCGCGAUGCCACCAGCGCGCGUUGACUACCUCCCCGGCAACUUCUGUCAUGGUUGGUUCUAAGAAGACGCCAGCCGGCGUGAGGAAUCAAGCUACUUCAGCGGCAUCUUCAGCCGCCGUUACUAGAUCAAAUCCAGCGCCAGCAUUUAACACAGCAGAUAUCGAAAACCGAAAUCAUGUGCAGCCCCUCGUCAACCCUCGCGCGCCAGACAUGGAUGAGUCCUUCAUUGGAAUGACUGGAGGAGAGAUAUUCCACGAGAUGAUGCUGAGGCAAGGUGUUAAGCACAUCUUUGGUUACCCUGGUGGAGCCAUUCUACCUGUUUUCGAUGCCAUCUACAACUCGAAACAGUUUGAGUUCAUCCUCCCCAAGCACGAGCAAGGCGCCGGACACAUGGCCGAGGGCUAUGCGAGAGCUUCUGGCAAACCCGGCGUUGUCCUCGUCACCUCGGGCCCCGGCGCCACCAACGUGAUUACCCCCAUGCAGGACGCCCUUUCCGACGGAACGCCUUUGGUUGUUUUCACCGGCCAGGUGGUCACCACAGCUAUUGGUAGCGACGCUUUCCAAGAAGCCGAUGUUGUUGGAAUUUCCCGAUCUUGCACCAAAUGGAAUGUCAUGGUUAAGAACGUGGCUGAAUUGCCGCGGAGAAUCAACGAAGCCUUCGAGAUUGCUACCAGUGGCAGACCGGGACCAGUCCUCGUUGAUCUUCCUAAGGAUGUUACCGCCGGUGUUUUGCGGAGGGCAAUCCCGACCGUGUCCGGGCUGCCAACUCUGCCUAGCCCUGCGAACCGCUCCGCCCUUGCGAUUACGCGGAAAGAACAUACCGAUUCGAUUCGCCGCGUCGCAGACCUCAUCAACAUCGCAAAGAAGCCUGUUAUUUAUGCCGGCCAAGGCAUCAUCUGUUCGGAAAACGGACCUGAGCUGCUCAAGGAACUCGCCGAGAAGGCCUCGGUCCCCGUCACCACCACACUCCAGGGCCUGGGCGCCUUCGACGAGCUCGAUGAGAAGUCUCUCCACAUGUUGGGCAUGCACGGCUCUGCUUAUGCCAACAUGUCGAUGCAGGAGGCUGACCUCAUCAUUGCUCUGGGCGCCCGAUUUGACGACCGCGUGACUUUGAACAUCGGCAAGUUCGCACCUGCGGCGAAGGCUGCCGCGGCCGAGGGACGUGGUGGAAUUGUGCAUUUCGAGAUCAUGCCCAAGAACAUCAACAAGGUUGUGCAAGCAACCGAGGCUGUUGAGGGUGAUGUGGCCGAGAACCUGGCACAACUGGUGCCGCAUAUCGAGAAGAGAAGCAUGACGGAUCGGAAAGAAUGGUUCGACAAAAUCAACGAGUGGAAGUCGAAAUGGCCCUUUAGCCACUAUGAGCGCUCGGAAAGGAUGGGCUUGAUCAAACCCCAAACCCUGAUUGAGGAGCUUAGCAAAUUGACGGCCGACCGAAAACAUGAGACGAUUAUUGCAACCGGUGUUGGUCAACAUCAAAUGUGGACAGCGCAACAUUUCAGAUGGCGACACCCGCGAACCAUGGUCACUUCCGGUGGUCUGGGUACCAUGGGCUUUGGUCUUCCUGCUGCGAUCGGGGCCAAGGUGGCCAAACCGGAUGCUCUCGUCGUCGAUAUCGAUGGUGAUGCAUCAUUCAAUAUGACUCUGACAGAACUGUCAACCGCAGCACAGUUCAACAUCGGGGUCAAGGUCAUCGUUUUGAAUAACGAGGAGCAAGGAAUGGUCACACAAUGGCAAAACCUAUUUUACGAAGACAGAUAUGCGCAUACUCAUCAGCAAAACCCGGAUUUCAUGAAGCUGGCUGACGCUAUGGGCGUUCAGGGCAGAAGACUCAUCAAGCCUGAAGACACCGUCGAAGCCUUGAAAUGGCUCAUCGAUUCCGACGGCCCCGCUCUGUUGGAGGUCAUCACAGACAAGAAGGUCCCUGUAUUACCGAUGGUUCCGACCGGCUCAGGUUUACACGAGUUCCUGGUGUGGGAUGGAGUCAAGGAUAAGAAGCGACGAGAGUUGAUGCGGGAAAGAACAUGCGGUCUCCAUGGUUAACUCUCAUGCAUGGGCGGCGGGUUUGAUUCCUAGUGUGUCACGGCGAAGUGGUAUUUCUUUUAACUCCUGGUAUACUAGACCAGGAAACCAAAAACUCAAGGGGGCUUGACACGUCCCUGGGGGCAGAGGCCACCCCACACGGGCUCUGCGAGGUUACAUCUUGGCAUCAGUGGGCGAAAAAAAAGUUGAAGAAGGCCGCUGGAUACGCGGUCGAGUGUAUAUAGCGGAUCUAAUACGGAAUUGCAUGUAUGGGUGGCGACAACUUCGCUGUGUAUUUGAAUGCAUUACAGACCGCCGCCUACAAUAGCGCCCUAGUUCGUAAAAACAUCGGUGACAGAUGCCACUUUGAUCCCUAGACCACAGCGACUACGUCGUGGGUCAAAGAAUUUCUCGUUUGAUACGGACACAUUGAUUCUUGAUAAGUCAUCAAAUAAGAGGUAGCAAGAUCUAUCAACAUCUUAAAGAUACUUCCCCGAGUUAAUAGCGAG
Pseudomassariella vexata is the source of this 2813-nucleotide messenger RNA. Its product is annotated as acetolactate synthase. Gene Ontology annotation, cellular component: acetolactate synthase complex; mitochondrion. NCBI's taxonomy places the organism in Eukaryota, Fungi, Ascomycota, Sordariomycetes, Amphisphaeriales, Pseudomassariaceae. The transcript has 4 exons. The record is from RefSeq and is a predicted model, not a curated record. Bases 235 to 2325 code for a protein of 696 amino acids. Gene Ontology annotation, molecular function: thiamine pyrophosphate binding; acetolactate synthase activity; flavin adenine dinucleotide binding. Gene Ontology annotation, biological process: L-valine biosynthetic process.